UAACAGUGUCUUGGACUUUAUCAUCCCACCGACUCGUCAGGCCUAGGCUGUCCGGUUGUGCCAGACAAAGAGAUACGGUGAAAUGCUCCGCUUCCAAGCCGCUCGGCUCCUCUGCACCGGUCCUUAAACUUGGAUUCUUGUAGCCCCAGUGUUCUCCACACGGGUUGUUUCUGCCAGUGUCUACGAGGGGAAAGCAAUGAUCAUGGAUGUUCACCACUCUCCAUCUGAGAUCUACGUCAGCAAGAAGAGAACCAUUUCCAGGAAUCAACUCAGUGAAUUACUGAAGACGUAUAACAGUUUUUAUGGGGACCAGAAGAACCUGCACAUUUUAUAUGAUCAGACUGAAGCCUGCCAGCCAGUCGUUGAGGGAAUUUUGGACAUUUUCUGGGGAGUGCAUCAGUUGAUCCAGUUCAAAAUCCAAGAUGAGUAUCCCAGUCCUCGACUUGCAGCCAACAAGUCCCCAAUUGGAUUUCCCCGGAAAGGGAGGAUGAUCCGAUGGGGGGAGUUUGAUGACCUUUACCACAUUAGCGAGCCAGAGAAGAGGAGGAGCAUUGGAGAGGAAGAACUGUACUCUGGGGAAGACGGCCUUCCCGAUGACAGCGAUACCCUGUGGCGCCAGCGCAGCCAGCAACCCACCUCGCCGAUGCUGUACCGGAGCGUGAGCGAAGCGGCCCUGGUGAAGAAGAGUGUGAGGCCUGUCUUGGACAAGCGAGACAAGCAGAGGCACCGGGUCUCCAUCAAUGGCCAUUUCUACAAUCACGAGACGUCAGUUUUCACCCCGACCUUCGGGUCAAAAACCAAAGUGCGAGUCAGCAGCAUCAUGAGGACUGGUGAAGUCAUCCAGCAGCUUCUCCAGAAGUUUAAGAUUGAAAAUGACCCCCGAAAUUUCGCCCUCUACCUUGUGCAUGCCACUGGAGAAAAGCAACGAUUGGCCGAGUCGGACAUUCCGCUGCUCCAGAGGCUCCUGCACGGCCCCUCCGAUAGGAUCACCAAGAUUUUCCUCAUGGACCGAGAAGAAAAAGAAAUCAGCAGUGACGUGGCGUGCUACAUUAACCUGCACUUUUCCUUCUUGGAGUUGGUUCUUCAAAAACUGAAGGAAGAAGAAGAGUGGGAGGUCCAAAAAACAAUGACAAAAUACAAGUCGGAGAAGGCUAUUAUAGAACGUUGUCUUCUAAGUAAAAAACUUGAGACAACGGUAUAGUGCCCGUGGAUUACGCCUUUCACCUGCCUUAUGGGAGAGGUGUUUGCAUCGGUGCCCUGUGCUAGAGUCACACGUGUACGUCGUAUGGGAGAAGAGAUAUACACAUAACUCCGGCGCCUUGCAGAGCAGCACUCUGACGUCAACGCUCAUCUCUCUGGGAAGACUGAAAUUGGGCGAACCUGCUGUGGGUUGCAGCUGUCUCCAGCUCAAUUGUGUGAGACUGAAAGGGACAUGGACCCAACGUGUUCUGAAUAUUGCUUUUCUGUCACCGUUUCCACUGAGCUGGAUCUGGAGGCGAGCUGAAAGAGAAUGGUUAUCUAACUGGCUCCUCAGCCCGACCCCGCUCAGGGCUGCAACAUCAUCCAUUCACCCCCCCCGCCAGGACAAAGGAAAUGACAAAUGAGGCAUUUGGGUCUUGUCAACGCAGCGUCCCUGGUGGUACGGGGCUUCAAAUCGUGAAUACCUGUAGCUUUCAUGGGGCUCCCACUCUAAGUGGGAGGAAUUAAGCCUCGUUUUCAGAUGAGGAAACAGAGGCACAGAGAAGUGAAGUGACUUGCCUAAGUUUACACAGCAGAAAGUGGUAGAGCCGGGAUAAGAAUCCAGUUCCUCUGAAUCCCAGGACUGUGCUCUUUCCACUUGACCAUGCAGCUUCUCUAGAAGAGAAUUCUAGGCUCCUCAAGGCUCAGAGUUCAGGGAACACCCAUUGUCACAUGGACAACUCCAGGAGCCGCCGUUAUUCCUGAGAUUUUUUGGGGGGGGGGGCCUUCUAUGGGUGCUUUACUUUUUCCUACCAUGGUGGUGCAAGGCAGGACGGGAUGUAGGUUUCUCGCUGAUACGGAGGAGAGCCGAGGCCAGUUCCUGGGGAGGCAGCCUGGCUGGAUGUCUGGUGUAGGGGGAUACCGAGAGCACACGACAGCAGCUUUUAUCCCCAGCCUGGAGUGUGAUGGGAGAUGGGGCCAUCGAUGUGGGGAGAGAUGGCUGCAGUUACCUUGGAUGCUUUCCCUGGUUGCACGGAGAACACGCGGCAACCUCUUUUAUCCCCAGCCCAGCCCAGCACGUGCAGAGCAACUGUAAAAUGGGAAGAAGAUGCCUGUUCUCUCACCCCCAUGAAGGACAAGGAUUGAGUUUGAUCUGAUUAUAUUGUAUCUGCCCCAGUGCUUGGCACCUAAUAAGUGGUUUGCAAGUGCCACGGUUAUUAUUUUCAUUAGUACACUGCUGCUAGCCUGAACGGAGUAUUAGUCAAUCGUAUUUUUUGAGCGAUUACUGUGUGCAGAGCACUUUACUGAGCGCUUGGGAGAGUACCGUAUAGCAAUAAACAAUGCACCCCCCGUCCACAACGAGCUUACAGUCUGGAAUCUCCCAAAGUUCAUAAUGAGGAGGAACCCAGAGAACUGUGAAAGGAAGAGAAAGAGAGCACGGUCUAUUCUUGCAGGGCCACUAAACAAAGUUUUAUUGUUCACUCUCUAUUCUGAACACCAGCGAAGGGUUUGGCUCCAUCUUCAGUGAGGGUCUUUCAGUCUGAGCCUCAAAAUGAAGCUCCCUGGAAUGGGUUAGGAUCCCUGGAGUUUGGCAAUCAGAUUUGGACCCUAGGAAAAAACCAGGACAUGUAUCAGAGAGAGAGAGAGAACCCAUCACAGUCCCAGAUUAGACCCGCUCAGCCCCAGUCACGCCCCGAACAUGUUUCCAUCUGGACUAAGCACUUAGUGAGUGCAGAGAAGCAGCAUGACCUAAUGGGAUCGAGUAUGGGACUGGGAGUCAGAAGGACCUGGAUUUUAAACGCUGAACAAAUAUGAUAAUUUGACCGUCCUAGGUUUCCAAGGCCCGGUGCAAUCAGUGCUUAAUAAAUGCUGUGGAUAAAGAGGGUUCUGAUGAUGAUGGUGAUGAUGAUGGUGGUAUAGUUUGACACCUCUGUCUUUCCCCCCAGCAUUACUCCUGUCCCCUCUGGAGACCUCAUAUCCACCCUGGUCCUUUUUUGAGGGUCGUCCCUUCCUCCCGGGCCUCCUGAGAGGUCCUUCCCCUGAAUCAUCUGCUUAGAGAGGAGACAGGGCAGGGCGAGCUUGGGACCCUGUCCUGGGGCCUGGUAGGAUGAAGCCUCUGAGGUCUCCAGGUGAGGUGAGGGGGAAGUCCUUCAGGCAGCCUGGCUGGAAGCCUAACUCAUUUCCCGUCCUUUUUCUAAGAAAUAUAACUGUUUUAUUGUUGUAAUGUACUUUCCCAAGUGCUUAGAGGGAAAGGACAGGGCCUGAGCACCCGAGAAGAAAAGCAUGACUCAAAUACCUCUGCCACAAAGCAGGCCCCAGGCCCAGAGGCCUGGCAGCACUUCUUCACCACAUCACUGAAAUCGGUCAAGGCCGUCUGCAGCUGGUCAUCCGGGGUCUGUGGCUUGUGCUUCACGAGGUUGAUCAGGAGCCUGGGGGCCAAGCGGACGGGAAGUUGGAACCGAUACAAGCCAGGAAGCUCACCCACCUUGCCGUCCCCCCACGGGGUUUCAGCUGGAACAGUUUAUGCGAGGCAUACACCCUGGGCUGGUAUAAGGGAGGGCAGGAGGAGCAGGAUGCUGGGGCCCGGGUUAGGGGUGGCAUGGUGUCCUCCCAGGAUGGCAUCUGAAAAGGGAUGCUAUGCCACUUCCUCUUGGUCAGGAAAGAUCAGGCUUUCAAAGAGGAGAAGGGCCGUCGCUGUCGAGGGACGGGAACGUGUGGAUGGGAAAUGCGGUCCUUGGAAAAAGCCCUCAUAGAUGAUACCGAGAGAUCUGGAACACGCAGAUUGAGCUUGUGAAGGACCUCAUGUUGUGGAAAAAUCACACUGUGAACAUUCACCUCUUCGCUGGAGAUUAACAGGUUAGAGGGUAUGUCGUUCAACUAUCCCACCACAACUGAGUUUUGGAGCUACAAAUCCUGCACUUUCAUGUCUACCUCUAGCAGAAUGUUGUUUGCUCUUGCCACCAUUUGUUAUUUUAUGUCAUUCAAUACUGCAAAGUUGCAAAACCACAAAGUACUGCACAGCAUAGUAAAAUAAAUCCAAGGCAGAGAACGUCCCCCACCCCCACCCCCCGGUCCCUGCCCUUUGGUUGAUGGGACCAUCCUAUAAAAACAAUCUGGUUGACCCAAACUGUGGUUUAUAUUAUACAACAGACUGAUUUUGGGGGGAAAACAUAGUUCUAGUUCUUCCAUCGUAUUAUAUGCCAAAUGUGUAAUAAAAACACAUGUUUUAACAGAAA
Molecule: messenger RNA, 4415 nt
Organism: Ornithorhynchus anatinus (platypus)
Lineage: Eukaryota; Metazoa; Chordata; Mammalia; Monotremata; Ornithorhynchidae
Gene: RASSF6
Product: Ras association domain family member 6
Exons: 12
Coding region: 197-1201 (334 amino acids)
Biological process (GO): signal transduction
Source: RefSeq, a predicted model, not a curated record